This is a messenger RNA of Botrytis byssoidea, 243 nucleotides long. RefSeq lists its product as uncharacterized. Lineage: Eukaryota; Fungi; Ascomycota; Leotiomycetes; Helotiales; Sclerotiniaceae. The record is from RefSeq and is a predicted model, not a curated record. The transcript has 2 exons. The coding region runs from base 1 to 243 and encodes 80 amino acids.
AUGUGGAGUGCUAGUCCUGUCACUUUUCCCGUUACAUAUCAAAUGCCAACGCAUGAAAACUGUAAUAGGGUGGUUAGAGGUAGGGGAGGUAGAGGAGGGAGGACGAUUAAAGGAGGUAGGGUAUCUAGAGGAGGCAGAGGAGGCAGAGGAACUGGAACCAGGGCGGAUACAUCAAAGCAGCAGGUAUCAGAAGAAAAUUGCGUUAGCCCUUGGGCAGUGGCAGAUCCCAGCGGGUGGAAUUAG